GUCAUGUGAUACAGUAUGUCAUGUGAUUACCAAUGUUAUUGUGAAAAAGAAAGUACAAAAUGAUAAGAUUUAUGUUUAUGUGUAUUUUUCUUCGAGAGGUCAGCUGCAUGGACAGCCUACGGUUCCUGGCGGUUGGGGACUGGGGCGGGAUCCCUUUCUGGCCCUACGACACCCCUAUAGAGACUAAAGUAGCUAAACAGAUGGCCAAAGUCUCCGAGAUGUACCAAUCCAGUUUCAACCUCGCCCUAGGGGACAACUUCUACUCCAACGGGGUCACUGAUGUAGAUGACAAGAGGUUUAAGGAAACUUUUGAGGACGUAUAUCACUAUGAUUCCCUGAUGAAUCCCUGGUACAUCGUGGCCGGAAAUCAUGAUCAUUAUGGUAACGCUUCUGCCCAGAUAGCUUAUACCAAAAGGUCAGAGCGUUGGAACUUCCCAGACUACUACUACUCCCUAAAUUUCAAGAUCCCUGGAGGGGACGGGGUCGACAUUAUCAUGAUUGAUACAGUGCUACUGUGUGGUAACACCGACCAUGACAUUGUCGGAGAUCAACCACAUGGCCCCGAGAAUGUCAAGGUCGCCGAGGAUCAUUGGGCGUGGUUGGAUACACAGCUGAAGUCGUCUAAAGCCGAAUACCUGUUAGUUGCUGGUCAUUUUCCGGUCUACUCUAUAGCGGAACACGGACCUACAAAGUGUCUUACAAAUAGGCUUAAACCCAUGUUGUACAAAUAUAACGUGACUGCCUACUUCUGUGGACACGACCAUAACCUCCAGCAUAUAAGUAGCUCGGAGAGCGGGUGGACGGUCGACUACUUUGUUAGUGGGGCCGGAAAUAUCGUGGAAGACAACAAAAGUCACGAACGGGAUAUUCCCGCCGGAAGUCUCAAGUUUUUCUGGGCGAAGCUUAUUGAUCUCGGAGGCUUUGCCGUCGUGGAGGCUACGUCUAAGAAUAUGACAAUGAGCUUUGUAGAUGGCUUUGGCAGCACACUGUACUCUUACACGAUGUAUUCUAGAAAGAGUUGAAAGAGUAUUCUGAAUACCAGAGUACCUGUUGCUUCGAAUAUGAACUAUUUUCAGAAGUGUUCUUGUUUUCAGGUAACAUUCAAUACUAAUUAUUAUAAACACGUUAGAAUUGUGCCCCACUGGAACCUUUUUAUUGAUCAAUGACAGAUCUUCAUUGUCUGACCAUAAAUCAUUAUCCCACAAAACGGUGGGUAGACCUUUAUAAACUCAACAACAACAACAACAACAAGGGUUAGUGUAAGCCUUCAGAGCACAGUGGAUACAACACUGAACUGCAAUUUUAGCGACACCGGUUCGAACCCGGUCUCCGACUCGAUUUUUUUUUUACAUUUUUGGAUUUGUUUUUACAAUUAUAAUAUCAAAGCGUAAAACAUUUUAUCAACAAUGAUAAUUGUCCUGAAAUUCGUUACAGAAAAACACUUUUUUGGCGCCAAUCUGGUACGUGUAUGUAUUUGCUGUUAUAUGUUAUGUAGUUAUCGUAUUCCAUAAAAUAAUCAAAGUGCUGAAAGCACUGAUGGA
Mya arenaria is the source of this 1541-nucleotide messenger RNA. Its product is annotated as tartrate-resistant acid phosphatase type 5-like. NCBI's taxonomy places the organism in Eukaryota, Metazoa, Mollusca, Bivalvia, Myida, Myidae. Bases 60 to 1022 code for a protein of 320 amino acids. Gene Ontology annotation, molecular function: ferrous iron binding; ferric iron binding; acid phosphatase activity. The record is from RefSeq and is a predicted model, not a curated record. The transcript is spliced from 6 exons.